Messenger RNA from Setaria italica (foxtail millet), 1075 nucleotides. Its product is annotated as early nodulin-like protein 2. Gene Ontology annotation, cellular component: plasma membrane. The transcript is spliced from 2 exons. The record is from RefSeq and is a predicted model, not a curated record. Bases 9 to 929 code for a protein of 306 amino acids. Gene Ontology annotation, molecular function: electron transfer activity. NCBI's taxonomy places the organism in Eukaryota, Viridiplantae, Streptophyta, Magnoliopsida, Poales, Poaceae.
GCACCCGGAUGGUCAGGUCACCCCUCCACACAUCUCCAGAGUCCAAGUGCACAGGCUCUCGAUCAACGAACACUGCAAGUGGCGUUCCAGGCUUCCAGCCUCCAGCCAUGGCGAGAUCGUUGGGCCUGGGGUUCGCCUGCUUCGCGCUGGUGAUCGCGGCGGCCAGCGCGACGCAGUUCCGGGUCGGCGGCCAGAAAGGCUGGAGCGUGCCGGACGCCGGCUUCGAGCCCUACAACACCUGGGCGGGGAAGCUCCGCUUCCAGAUCGGCGACCAGCUCCUGUUCGUGUACCCGAAGGAGACGGACUCGGUGCUCCUGGUGGAGCCGGCGGCGUACAACUCGUGCAACACCUCCUCGUACCUCCAGAAGUUCGACGACGGCAACACGGUGGUGAAGCUCGACCGCUCGGGCCCCUUCUUCUUCAUCAGCGGCAACGAGGCCAGCUGCCGGGCCAAUGAGAAGCUCAUCGUCGUCGUCCUCGCCGACCGCACGCCGCCGGGGUCCCGCACCCCGCCAGGGGCUCCGCCCACCAUGUCUCCGCCGUCUCCUUCUCCUAUGCCGAGCCCGUCCUCGCCGCCUCCUGCUGCCGCGCCUGCGCUGAGCCCGUCGUCACCGCCACCCUCAGGCGCUGCUCCUCUGCCGGCUCCCGCCGCCACCCCGACCUCGCCGCCGUCCCCGGCAGCAUCGGCUCCGGCGCCUGGUCCCACGGCCACCCCGGGCUCGCCACCGGCACCCAUGGCCCCGUCGCCGUCCACGACUCCAGGAACUCCAGGAGGCGCGUCGCAGCCACCGUCUGCUUCCGCCAACGCGCCCGGCGCCGGGGGAAACUCGACGCCGCCGCCACCUUCCGCCAGCAACAGGGGCGCCGCAGCUGCUCCGGCGGUCGCGGGCUUCGUCGCCUUCAUCGGCUACGCCAUUCUUGCGGCCUGAGGCUAAGACGAUCUCUGCCACGACACGUUCUUUUGUGCAGUAGUGUAACUUGAGUGAGAUAAUGUGAAGAGGGAUCAUUUGUAUUUGAAUUUGUUCUCAUAUUUGUGGAAUAAUAAAUACACGCGCGAUCGUGUUUGUUUGUAUUC